CAACAGUACAACCUGAUAAGCCGCGAGUCAGAGUUGGAAGCCUUCCAGGUGUGCAAGACUGAGGGUUUGGGAGUGCUGCCGUGGAGUCCACUUAAACAGGGUAUCCUCACGGGAAAGCUACAGCGAGGUGUCAAACCUACUGAGGGUCGGGCUGCAUGGGCGACGAAGAUCCCGUCGCUGUCGGACCUGAGUGAUAGAACGUUCGACAUUAUCGAUGUGGCUGAGGAUAUUGGCAAAAAGCACGGUAAAAGCGUGCCCCAAGUGGCCAUCCGUUGGUUGCUUCAGAAGGAUGUGGUCUCUUCGGUCAUCAUCGGAGCCAGGACUUUGACGCAGCUGGACAGCAACAUGGGCGCUGCCAGUGGCUGGAGUUUGACCAAGGAAGAG
This is a messenger RNA of Candidula unifasciata, 384 nucleotides long. The record is from the annotation of a GenBank genome assembly. Lineage: Eukaryota; Metazoa; Mollusca; Gastropoda; Stylommatophora; Geomitridae.